UAUUUUUUGUUUCCACAUAAUAAUCAAGAAUAAUUUUCAACAAUUAAAAAUACACUAUAAAUACAUAAUUGGGGGUGUAUGUCUGAAACCGACGCCGUAUAAAUUCGUGUAUAGAGAGAGAGAGAGAGGAGAGAGAGAGAGAGAGAGCACGAGAAUUAGAAAGAGAGCGCUAUAUAUUUGACCUUUCAAAUUUUUUUCUGGAUCUAGGGUUUCCUAUCGGUCUGACAAAAUUCACGCAUAUUCAUAUCACAUACACACCUUAAAAAUCACAAAAAAAAAACCUGAAUAAAAUUCCGAAGACGUCAACAAAAAUCAGGGAUUCUGCAAUCGCCGGCAGAAUCUCGAUCUGAAAACCCUAAUUUUUCUAUCUGCAUGUUUUAAUUUUCCCUCACAGAUCUUUUCAGCAAUCGAUCUAUUCACUAGAUCUGCAAAAAAAGGGACUUGUCAAUUUCGAAUUUCACCUACUGGAGAGAAAGAACCCAAUCGGUUGAUUGAUACUGAAAAUUUUGAAAUUGGGCAAGAAUUUGAAUUUGAAAAAAGAAAAAAACUUGAAUUUUUCUUAAAACAUUUUUGGUGUAAUUUGAAUUUUGGGGGAGAAUAAAUGUACCGAAAAUUGGUGGCGGUGUAUGAAGGGGAGAGGUUGCUGGGUGAGGCGGAGUUUCACCAGCAAAACGGCGACGUCUUGAGGGAAGAGGUGAGGGAAAUCCGCGUUUCGCACUAUUCACCGCCCAGUGAGCGGUGUCCGCCACUCGCGGUGCUUCACACCAUAAAAUCCACCGGAAUAUGCUUCAAAAUGGAAUCUGCGCCGGACGCGCCGCUCUCUGUUAUGCACGCCACUUGUCUCAGAGAUAACAAGGCUGCAGUAGCAUUUAUUGGAGGAACGGAGAUUCAUUUAGUUGCUAUGCAUUCACGAAAGUACGAAGGGCAAAGCCCUUGCUUUUGGGGAUUCAACGUGGCGUCGAGCCUCUACAAUUCUUGCCUUGUCAUGCUGAAUCUAAGAUGUCUUAGCAUUGUGUUUGACCUCGAUGAAACCCUAAUUGUCGCAAACACAAUGCGUUCGUUCGAAGAUCGAAUUGAUUCGCUGCAGCGAAAGAUAAAUUCUGAGUCGGACCCGCAGCGUCUCUCUGGCAUGCUGGCGGAGGUUAAAAGAUAUCAAGACGACAAAAAUAUUCUGAGGCAGUAUGUGGAAACUGAUCAAAUAAAUGAAAAUGGGAAGGUUACGAAGUCGGAAUCCGAGGUGGUUCUGGCUUUGUCUGAUAAUCAUCAAACUAUUGUCCGUCCUAUUAUACGGCUACAAGAUAGAAAUAUUAUUCUCACUCGCAUUAAUCCUCAGAUACGCGAUACGAGUGUUCUUGUGAGAUUAAGACCUGCGUGGGAGGACCUCAGAAGCUACUUGACUGCUAGAGGGAGAAAGCGCUUCGAGGUUUUUGUGUGCACAAUGGCGGAGAGAGAUUACGCCUUAGAAAUGUGGAGGCUUCUUGAUCCAGAAUCAGAUUUUGACGAUGGUUUAUUGCAACAAAUUUCGGAAGUUGCAUAUGAGGAUGAACCCAAACAUAUUCUUUCUCCUCCUGAUGUGAGCCACUACUGGGUUUCAGAGGAUGAUCCUCCAGCGAGCAAUGGAAACAAAGGUUUGACUGGUCACGAUGGAAUGGCGGAUGCCGAGGUUGAAAGAAGAUUAAAGGAUGGAUUAUCGGCUUCUUCAACUGCUCCUAAUAAGCCAAUAAUGCAUUUAGAUCCAAGAAUUGCGUCGGCUAUACAGCGCUCUGUACCGUCGUCCUCUCUUACAGUUCAUAUACCAACCGUACAACAACCAUCAAUGCCUUUUCUUGGCCAGCAAUUACCUCAAGUCACAACACUGCCGAAGCCCAGACAAGCAGAGAUAAACGUACAUAGUAGUUCUCCUGCAUUGGAAGAAGGUGAGGUACUAGAACCCGAAUUAGACCCCGAUACAAGAAGGCGACUGCUUAUCUUGCAACACGGUCAAGACGUGAGAGAAAGUCCUCCGAGCGAGUCCCAGUUUCCUGCUCGGCCGCCGCCCAUGCAAGCACCUACCCCAAGAGCUCCCCCCCAUGGCUGGUUUCCUAUUGAAGAGGAGAUGAACCCGAGACAAGUGAACCGGGCGGCACCACCAGUUGAUUUUAUUGCGCAGCCUCCUUUUCCUGUUGACAAUAUUCGGACACUUCAUCCACCGUUUCUUCACAAAAUGGAGGCUGCCAUGUCGCCGGGCAGAGUUCUUGAAAACCAGAGGUUGCCGAAGAAGGAACUCCCACGAGAUGAGUUUCUAAGGUUACCUCAACCAGUACCGGAUUAUCAUUUUUUUUCUGGUGACGGAAGUACUGUGGCUCAGCUACCUUCUACGAACAAGGAUCUUGAUCUAGAAGAUGGACAAAUUGAUGCCUGGAGUGAAACUUCUUCUACUGGAGUUUUAGAAGAUAUUGCUUUCAAGUGUGGAACAAAGGUCGAGUUCAGACAUAUUCUAGUACCAAGCACCGCUCUGCAGUUCUGUGUUGAGGUUUUCUUUGCAGGAGAGAAAGUAGGCGAAGGAAUUGGUAGAACAAGAAGAGAAGCACAGCGUCAAGCUGCUGAAGGAUCUCUUUUAUAUCUGGCUGAUAAAUACUUGUCUCAGCUUCAACCUGAUUCGAGCUAUAUGCCUAAGGAAGAGGCUGUACAAACAGCACCACUAAGGAUUCGAGACCCUAGAGUAGAGGCUUCAAAGAAGUCAAUGAGUUCAAUCGCUGCACUAAAAGAAUUAUGCAUGAGGGAAGGCCUUGAUGUAGCAUACCAAACUCAAUCCCAGUUUUCAGGUUUCCGGGCCCAUAAGAACGAAGUUUAUGCCGAGGUUGAAAUUAACGGGCAAGUCUUGGGCAAGGGAAUUGGGUUAACAUGGGAGGAAGCCAAAUCUCAGGCUGCUGAGAAGGCUAUUGGUGCCAUGAAUUCCAUGCUAGGCCAGCAGGCUCCCUACAAACGUAUGGAUUCUCCACGAUCUAUGCAGGGGAUGUCUAGUAAUAAAAGGUUUAAACCAGGAUACUCUCGAGCGUUGCAUCGAAUGCCAUCAUCUGUACGCCAGCCAUAAGGCGUACCUCUUUAGCUGGUAUUAAAAAGAAAACGCGAGUCAUUUUUUGUUCUCUGAAAAAUGAGAAUGGCAAAAUUGUAAAUAAUGCCCUUGGAGCUAACGACAAAAAAAGGAAGCUGGUCGAUUUUCUAGUAAUGGUGAGAAUCGAGAUAGCUGAUCAGUAGUAGUUACAACUUAUACAUGGGUCUUGGCUUAGUUGCUGAAUUGCAAUUUUGUCACAAUUGUUGUAUCAUUUUUGAUGAAUUUAUAAGUUGUACAUGGUCUCUAAUGAAUUUUGCAGAGCUGAAAACCAUGUUAAUACAACGAGACUAGUAAAAUUUUAUUAA
This is a messenger RNA of Erythranthe guttata (spotted monkey flower), 3399 nucleotides long. The record is from RefSeq and is a predicted model, not a curated record. Lineage: Eukaryota; Viridiplantae; Streptophyta; Magnoliopsida; Lamiales; Phrymaceae.